Fraxinus pennsylvanica is the source of this 738-nucleotide messenger RNA. Lineage: Eukaryota; Viridiplantae; Streptophyta; Magnoliopsida; Lamiales; Oleaceae. The record is from the annotation of a GenBank genome assembly.
AUGAAGUUUCUUGACAAUCAACACUUCAGCCACCAACACAUCCUGAAUGCCUUCAAACUAGAUAUAGGUAAGAAAAUUGAUUGCAAUGCAUGUGAAAACCCUAUAACUGAGCCAUUUCAUGGCUGCUAUUCAUGCAAUUACUAUAUUCACGAUCAAUGCCUUAAUAUUCCUCGAUCUCUUCAACACGCUUCUCAUCCUGCUCACCCUUUGACCCUCCUCCCAAAUCCUACCUAUUCAAGUAAAUCAUUUUCGUGCAAUGCGUGUGGAUCACAAGGCAGUGCCUUUAGUUUCAGUUGCGCACACUGUGAAUAUGAUCUCCAUAUUCACUGUGCCAAAUUGCCUGCCAAGAUACUUAUUGACAAGCACCCGCAUGAACUCAAUCUCUUAUUUGUUUCCCCUUACAAAGAUCAGAAUGUUGCCUUCGUGUGUGAUGAGUGUCAUGGCAUUGCAAACAGAGAUAAUUGGGUGUAUUAUUGCGCUCAUUGUGAUUUUGGGAUGCAUUCAAAUUGCACGACUGGUAACGUGACUGGAAAAGAUGCAGCAAGUAGUUCACAAAGCGGUCAUGAACAUUUGAUGGACUCAGUCACUCGCCAAGUUGAGGACAUUCAGGCAUUCAAUGAAGCCCAAGAAAGGUUAGCGGCUGCUACUCUUGAAGCUAAGAUGAAUGCCCGAGGGAGGAAGGCUAUCCUCGACAUGAUCGACGACUCUGGAUACCGUCGAAAUCAUUAUUACUAUUGA